CAUGCCCUGUCACAGGUAAAACCGGCCACAUAUUCUCACUCUACACUCCAAAAGCGAGAAAAGCCGACAAAACCCGUUCGUUCAGAGACACCUUUGCCGUGGCCCUCAUCGUGCUUGAGUUUUUCUGGUGAAAGUAGACCGAUCGGAUUUACAGUACCAACUAGAAAGUCCAGUUCCACCAACCGAGAUGUCACAGGAUCAUGACAAUAAGAGGCCGGUCCUGUUGUUGCAGAAUGAGCCCAGCUACGGUCAGCGUCGGCCCUACACCAACGAAGACGAGGCGUGGAAGUCGUUCCUGGAGAACCCCCUGACGGCCGCCACCAAGGCAAUGAUGAGCAUCAACGGGGACGAGGACAGCGCCGCUGCCCUGGGCGUGCUCUACGACUACUACAAGGUGCCCAGAGAGAAGAGAACAAUAUCCCAGACCAAGACAGAGUCAAUGGGCUCUGAUGUGGAUCCCAACAAAAGGUCCAUGCACUUGAUGGCCCCCCUGCAGGAAGCUUCCGUGGCGUCAGUGGAGAGCAGGAUCCAGUUCCUGAAGGGCCCCAUCAACAUCCUGCUGCCCAACCAGCUAACUGGCCAGGACAACAAGAGAGGGGUCAUUUUCCCCUCCCCGGACACCACUGUCACAGUCUCCAUCGCCCCCAACUACCCCAACGUCAAGAUGGAGGUGCCCUCCCACAGCUUCCACUGUGCCGAGUCCGACAGCCACACGGCAGAGUUCGCCAGGCAGCUCACACACAGCCAGUUCAGCCCAAGCACCCAGCCCCGUACCCCCGACUCCACCUUCCCAGAGACCUACAAGGAUGGUUCCCAAGAGGUGUUCUCCUUCCCAGGGGAUCUCCAGUUACGCAUGGCCUCCAUCUCGACAGAGGAAUACAGCGUGUUUGACACCGUGCCGGGGAAUCAUUUUGAGUACACCCUGGAUGCAUCCAAGUCGCUGCGUCAGAAGACAGGUGACGGUACCAUGACGUACCUGAACAAGGGCCAGUUCUACCCCAUCAGCCUCAGGGAGAUGGACAACAGCAAGCUGCGGCACCCCAUUAGCAAAGUCAGGAGUGUGGUGAUGGUGGUGUUCGGAGAGGAGAAGUGCAGAGACGACCAGCUGAAGCACUGGAAGUACUGGCACUCCAGACAGCACACAGCCAAACAGAGGUGUCUUGAUAUUGCUGACUACAAAGAGAGCUUCAACACAAUCAGCAACAUUGAGGAGAUCUCCUACAACGCCAUCUCCUUCACCUGGGACAUCAAUGAGGAGGCCAAGAUCUUCAUCUCGGUCAACUGUCUGAGCACAGACUUCUCUUCCCAGAAGGGUGUGAAAGGCCUGCCCCUGAACCUGCAGAUAGACACCUACAGCUACAACAACCGCAGCAACAAGCCCAUCCACCGGGCCUUCUGCCAGAUCAAGGUGUUCUGUGACAAGGGAGCUGAGAGGAAGAUCAGAGACGAGGAGAAGAAGCAGUCCCGUAGGAAGGGCAAGAGCACCGACCUCAACACCAGUCUGGGAUCAUAUGUGGACGUUAAAGUUCCUUUCCUUCAGAAGCGUAAUGAUGUCACAACCUUUAAGAUGAUGUCUGACUUUGAGACCCAGCCGGUUCUCUUUAUCCCUGACAUCCACUUCUCCAUCUUCCAGCGCCAUCCCUUCUCACAAGAAGAUGGAGAGGAAAGUUCGGGCAUGAAGAGAUCGCUCUACGCCGAGGAUGAGUUUGGUUCAUCUUCCAAUAAGCUGGCCAGAAUGGACAAGCCCAAGAAAGUUCUGCUGUACGUGCGUAGGGAGACAGAGGAGGUGUUUGACGCGGUCAUGCUGAAGAACCCAACAAUGAACGGGCUGGUGGAAGCAAUAUCUGAGAAAUACAACGUGCCGCUCCAGAAAGUGGGGAAAGUCUACAAGAAAUGCAAGAAAGGGAUUCUAGUCAACAUGGAUGACAACAUCAUCAAACACUAUUCCAACGAAGACACCUUCCAGAUCUCUAUGGAGGAGCUAGGGGGCAUUUAUAAACUCACCCUGACUGAAAUCUGAUUGGCCCAAAGGGAGGGGUUGGGAGUGAUUGACACUAUCACCGCUCAGUCCGCAAAGAGUGUGGCGAUAGGGCAGCUUGUAAAGUUGUUGUAAAUGUAAAGACUCUUAGUUUACAGAUACACAUGGCAUUGGCCCAGGCACCAAAAAUGGACAGAAUGUCUCAGACAUUAGCCGUAUCUACAGUCCACUAGCCUGGUCCCAGAUCUGUUGUUAGGCUUGCCAAUGAUCAUUGCAUUGUUUCGAGACAGCAUAGACAGAUCUGGGACCAGGUUUAAACUGUCCACCUGUCUGAGAGUCUAUGUUCUUCUUUAUUUGUGAUGUCACUAAUCCAAGUUACAAAGCCACUGCUCUUAUGCCAUGAUGACAUUGUGUUGAUGGCUUGAUGUAGACUUUUCAUACUUUUUUGAUACUUUUGUAUUUAAGAAUUGAGUCUGACAAGAAGCCCUCUUAGCUAUGUCUUAUAGGUAUGCUGAGGUCAUUUGAGAAUCUUUGUUUAUUUGUGUGGUGUGUCUCUCAGUAUCUUUGUGUUGUAUAUGGUAUAAGUGAAAGCAUCAGUCUAAUAGUGCAUUGCUUUUGGCAUUAGCGCCAUAGUGAUCUGGAGAUGUAUGCAAUCGUUUAGCCUGGUCCUCGAUCAGUUUAGUCUGUCUUGCCAAUUCAUGUGGGGAUUGUCAAGCCAAACAAGACAAGACAGUGAAAACACAACUAUCCUUAUGCCUCAGGCUGCAUUCUAUCUGCCCCCUUGGAAAGGGUUGUCACUAGUUACCACCGCCACAAAGACCAAAUUGGCUAUAUUGUAAAAUUAAUGAAAACUAAAAUGCAGCUUUUUGGUCUUAAUUUAAGGUUAGGGUUAGGAAUAAAGUUAGCAGUUUGGUUAGAGUUAAGGUUACGGUUCAGGUAAGGUUUAAAAUCAGAUUUUAAAGAAGAGAAAUUGUAGAAAUAGCCUGGGUUUAGCCAUAACUAUGACUAUGUGGCUGUGGUAACUAGUGACGAACCUCGGAAUGCCAUAGUACUAAAGACAGAUCUUAAUCUAUUAAAUUAGGAUAUCUAUUAGGAUAUCUAUUAGGAUAUUUCGCACACAAGGUGAGUGCAAACGCGUAUUGUAAAUAGAGAGGAUGGAUUGGCCUGGUUGGCUUACUCACUGUAUUGAUACUACACAUCCUGGCAGUAUUUAGUAUGUAUGUAAUGUACACACUACCACAGUCUGGCAGUUAGUAUGAUAUAAUCUGUGUUUGUUGCUACUGUAUGUGUGUUUUGAGAAUAAGCAUGUAAUGUAUGUGUGUGUCAUAUGGAUUCUGGAUAGAAUGGAGAGCAGACAUUUUCCCUCAUACUGCUUUAGCAUAUGGCCUCUUCAUAAGUAUUACAUGUCAAAAAAUUAUAAUAAGAUAAAAAUGUAUCAACCCUUCUGUCACUCAGCUAUGGUGUGAAUAGGAUUCAGACCACAGGAGGCUGGUGAGGGGAGGACGGCUCAUAAUAAUGGCCAGAACAGAGCAAAUGGAAUGACAUCGAAUAACUGGAAACCACGUUUAAUGUAUUUGAUACCAUUCCACUAAUUCCACUCCAGUCAAUACCAUGAGCUUGUUCUCCCCAGUUAGGGUGCCACCAACCUCCUGUGAUUGACUAUUAGUCCAAAGGAAGUGCAAUAAGGCAGUGAUUGAAGCUCAAACACAUUCAGAUGGACAGAUUUUCUUUUCAUACACAUAUCAGACACAGUAAUAGUGUGAUAACAUGACAUUUGUGUCCAUUUGAAAAAUGUGGGGGACAUUGUUUUCCUUGUGUACCUUCACAGCUCCUCUUUGCACCAGAGUAACAAAGUGAUGCUCCAGUGCUUAUGUAUAAUUUCAGCCAGUAGUUUUAAAAGUAGUGCUCACCAGCCAAAACCUGUUCCCGGAUAUUGUCGACUAUGUUAUCCAUUUCGCAUGAUAAGUUACGCCCUGCAACAAUAACAAAAUGCUUUAAAAUGUUUUAUUCAUAUGAUAUGUUAAGUGGUUAAUAUCCCGGAUUGUAUCUUUAAUGUCUAUAUAUUUAUUAUGAGAAUGGGAAAAAGGGUAUUUUUUACCAUAUACACUGAACAAAAAUAUAAAUGCAACAUGCAACGUGUUGGUUUUCAUGAGCUGAAAUAAAAGAUCCCAGGUAUUUUCCAUA
Messenger RNA from Oncorhynchus masou masou (cherry salmon), 4162 nucleotides. Its product is annotated as grainyhead-like protein 1 homolog. The coding region runs from base 188 to 2020 and encodes 610 amino acids. Gene Ontology annotation, cellular component: nucleus. Lineage: Eukaryota; Metazoa; Chordata; Actinopteri; Salmoniformes; Salmonidae. Gene Ontology annotation, biological process: regulation of transcription by RNA polymerase II. Gene Ontology annotation, molecular function: DNA-binding transcription activator activity, RNA polymerase II-specific; RNA polymerase II cis-regulatory region sequence-specific DNA binding. The transcript has 15 exons. The record is from RefSeq and is a predicted model, not a curated record.